This is a messenger RNA of Myotis brandtii (Brandt's bat), 6922 nucleotides long. RefSeq names its product pleckstrin homology domain containing, family G (with RhoGef domain) member 1 (gene PLEKHG1). The transcript has 16 exons. The record is from RefSeq and is a predicted model, not a curated record. The coding region runs from base 155 to 4483 and encodes 1442 amino acids. NCBI's taxonomy places the organism in Eukaryota, Metazoa, Chordata, Mammalia, Chiroptera, Vespertilionidae. Gene Ontology annotation, molecular function: guanyl-nucleotide exchange factor activity.
UGUUGGGGAAAACCUUGGACACCGAGUGUCCACCUGCCACAACCGGCAAUCUCGGGGCAGAAAAGUGGCCGAGGCUGCUGUGCAAGCUGAGCCUUGAGUUCGUGGACAAACCCCAUCUCAACAGUGUCGGGGACCAGAGACCCCUGACGCCCAGAUGAAGCCGUUCUUUGUGGAGGUGAAGGGACAGGAGACGGCCGCCUUGACAGGUCAUGUUCUGGACCAAAACAUCACAGAUGUCCACCAGUUGCAUCUUGAUGUGCCAUUAGCUGUAACCGAAGACCCAGAUCCCAAGACCACAGCCAAGCAUUCCCGCUGCCAAGAACGGAAGACGAUGGAGCUCUCGGACAGCGACCGCCCCGUCAGCUUCGGCUCCACGUCGUCCUCGGCUUCUUCCCGGGACAGUCAUGGUUCCUUUGGCAGCCGAAUGACCUUAGUUUCCAACAGCCACUUGGGCUUGUUUCCCCAGGAUAAAGAAGCAGGAGCCAUCAAACUGGAGCUGAUUCCAGCCAGGCUGGUUUCCAGCAGCGAGCUGCAGAGGGAGAGCCUGGCCAGGCAACAGAGCCCAGACACGGGCAGCGAGAGGCAGCCCUGGGCCCAGCGGAGGGUGGAGGCCAACGGGGCCACCAAAACAGGUGCUGAAUCGGCCACCAGCCCCAAGCUCCUCUACGUGGACAGAGUUGUUCAGGAAAUCCUGGAGACGGAAAGGACUUAUGUGCAAGAUUUAAAAAGCAUCGUAGAGGAUUACCUUGACUGCAUCAGGGACCAAACCAAACUUCCUCUGGGGACAGAAGAAAGAUCAGCGCUUUUUGGAAACAUACAGGAUAUCUACCACUUCAAUAGUGGACUUUUGCAAGAUUUGGAAAACUGUGAAAAUGAUCCUGUGGCCAUAGCAGAAUGUUUUGUGUCCAAGAGUGAAGAUUUCCACAUUUACACCCAGUAUUGCACGAACUACCCGAGAUCUGUGGCUGUGCUAACUGAGUGCAUGAGGAACAAGACCCUGGCCAAGUUCUUCAGGGAACGUCAGGAAACUCUGAAACACUCACUGCCUCUGGGGUCCUAUCUCUUGAAACCAGUUCAGCGGAUUCUCAAGUAUCACCUCCUUUUGCACGAAAUAGAAAAUCACCUCGACAAGGACACAGAAGGCUACGACGUGGUGCUGGAUGCGAUAGACACGAUGCAGCGCGUCGCCUGGCACAUCAACGACAUGAAGCGGAAACAUGAGCACGCAGUCCGGUUACAGGAGAUACAGAGCUUGCUCACUAACUGGAAGGGGCCAGACCUAACCAGCUACGGGGAACUGGUGCUCGAAGGAACCUUCCGCAUCCAGCGGGCCAAGAACGAAAGGACCCUCUUCCUCUUUGACAAGCUGCUUCUCAUCACGAAGAAGAGAGACGACACGUUUACGUACAAAGCUCACAUCCCGUGUGGCAACCUCAUGCUCGUGGAAGUGAUCCCCAAGGAGCCGCUCAGCUUCAGCGUCUUCCACUACAAGAACCCCAAGCUGCAGCACACCGUCCAGGCCAAGUCGCAGCAGGACAAACGGCUGUGGGUUCUGCACCUGAAGAGACUGAUCCUGGAGAAUCACGCGGCCAAGAUCCCAGCGAAGGCAAAGCAAGCAAUACUAGAAAUGGAUGCCAUUCAUUACCCCGGCUUCUGCUACAGCCCCGAGGGACAGGCGAAGACCUGCUCCACUCCCUACCGGCUGAGAAGAAAAUCUGAACCUUCCUCAAGAUCACAUAAAGUUUUGAAGACCAGUGAAACAGCACAAGACAUCCAAAAGGUUUCCAGAGGAGAAGGCUCUCCCCAGCGGAGGUCGGCAGGGCCGUCGCCCGCGCAGAGGAACAGCCAGACCAGCGGCUCCGCCAUCCUCAGCGUGCUCCGUGGGGGCGGGGCCGUCAGGAACAUCUGGACCGACCACCAGAUCAGGCAGGCCUUGUUCCCCAGCCGCCGGGCCCAGGAGAACGAGGAGGAGGACGACGAUUACCAGAUGUUCGUGCCAUCCUUUUCCUCCUCAGACCUGAACUCCAGCCGGCUGUGCGAAGACAGCACCUCCAGUCGCCCUUGCAGUUGGCACCUGGGACAGAUGGAGGCCACUGAGGCUGCCAGCUCUGGCCACAGGGUGGUCCGGCGGGCCAGCAGCGCUGGCGAGAGCAACACGUGCCCUCCGGAAAUAAGAACCAGGGACAGCGACGGCUCUCAGUACAGUCCCCAAAGGGAACUGCAGAAUGACCCUAAAAUGGAAGGGCAGGACGGAAUGACCCCCUUCGGCUCAUCUAUAGAGUUGACUCUGGAUGACAUAGACCACGUCUAUGAUAACAUAAGUUAUGAGGACUUAAAACUCAUGGUCGCUCAACGGGAAGAAGCUGAGUCCACUCCCCCCAGAGCAGCCAGGGACUCUGUUCGACCCAAGAGCACCCCGGAGCUAGCCUUCUCCAAGGGGCACGCUGGCCAUGAGAAGAGCCCUCUGCACACCAAGAGAGGGGGGCCUUGGCCAGGUCGGGAGGCGUCGAACCAGAGCGUACAUGAACUUGAGGUGGUGGAGGAGAACAUCUACGACACCAUCCGGCUCCCGGACCCGCCCUCGCUGGACUUCAGGUGCAGCAGCCUCACGCGUCCCAAGAGGAGCACCUUCCUGGGCCUGGAGGCCGACUUCGCGUGCUGCGACACCCUGAGGCCCUUUGUGUCCCAGGACAGCCUCCAGCUCAGCGAGGACGAGGCACCCUACCAGCCGGGCCCCUCGGACAACGACUACUUGAGUUUGCUGUAUAACUCCUUCGGCUGUAACUUGUCCAUAUCGGAGAAGUCUAUAUCUGAUAAGCUGUCAGAAGAAGUAGACGAAAUCUGGAAUGACCUGGAGAAUUACAUCAAGAAAAACGAGGUCAAGGCCAGAGACCGGCUCCUCGCCGCGUUUCCCGUCAGCAAAGACGACGUGGCGGACAGGCUGCACUCGGAGAGUGCGCCCGAGCUGAGCCAGGACGCGGCCCGGGCCCUGUCCACACUCUCGCUCCCCGAGAGCCGCGCACUCCUCACGCUGCAGGACAGGCCGGGCAGGGCCAGCAGGGCCAGCUGCCCGCUGGGGGAAGACCUGCUGUCUAAGGAAGGCUCCUUUCUCAGUCUCAACCGGCUCUCUCUGGCCAGCGAAGGGCCGCCCCUGGAAAACCCCUAUGACUUGGCCAGCAGCAGUCUGUCCCAGGUGGACCUGGACAGCCCGGACCCUGGGGUGGACGCCACAGAUAAGACCAAGAGCCGGGUUUUUAUGAUGGCGAGGCAGUACAGUCAGAAGAUCAAGAAGGCAAAUCAGCUCUUAAAAGUGAAAAGCCCGGAGGUGGAGCAGCCACCGGCCAGCCAACCGCAUAGAUCUGUGCACAAGGACCUGGCUGCCAUCCUAGAAGACAAGAAGCAAGGAGGGCCCGCCAUCGGUGCCAGGAUUGCUGAGUACUCACAAGUGUAUGACCAGAUUGUAUUCAGAGAGACUCCCUUUAAGACUCAGAAGGAAGGCUGGGCCAGCCCUCAAGAAUCCUCCACCCUCAGAUCUACAUCCCCUUCCCAGGCCCAACGUGGGAGUGAGGAUUGGCUUUUGCAUUCAACCUAUAGUAACGGAGAAUUAGCAGAUUUCUGUCACCGGCCAGGGCAAGACUUGAAGCCAAAAUAUCCUACUUUGGAGAUCCACACAAAAAAUAUUCCACGACAUUUGUCCACAGCUUGCUCUGUGCCUUCUCUGCAAACCUCCGACCAUCUGCUGGGCUCCAUACAGAGACACAGUGUGGUAGUCAGUCAGCCCAACAAGGAGAACUCAUGUCAAGGCCAUCUUUAUAACUCUUUGGGUCGGAAAGGAUUCAGCACUAAAUCUCAGCCUUAUAACAGGUCCCAGUCAUCUUCCUCCAUCUUAAUAAACAAGUCAGCGGACUCCAUCAACUACCCUAAUGAGGUGGGAAGGAAACAGCUGUUGUCUUUACACAACAGUUCAAAGUGUGAGAGUCACCAGGAUUUGCCGCCAGGUAUAAGUGGCUCGUGUCAACAGGGUACUGGAAAACGCUCAGAUCUCACUCUCCAAGACUCACAGAAAGUUCUGGUAGUAAAUAGAAAUUUACCCUUAAAUGCCCAAAUAGCUACACAGAACUAUUUUUCCAAUUUCAAAGAGACGGAAGGAGACGAAGAUGACUAUGUGGAAAUAAAGUCAGAAGAAGAUGAGGCAGAGUUAGAGCUGUCUCACAAUCGUAGAAAGAAAUCUGACCCAAGGAUAGUGGACGCAGACUUUUCUGAUAACGUCGGCAGCAACAACACAUCUUACUCUUUGCAUAGCCCGUGCACUCCCAGAAAGCCAGUGAGCGGCAAACUUGGGGUUUCACCCUACCUGACACCAUACGACGAUUCUGACAAACUGAAUGACUAUCUUUGGAGGGGCCCAUCUCCCAAUCAGCAAAACAUUGUCCAGAGUCUAAGGGAAAAAUUCCAGUGUCUUAGUUCUAGCAGCUUUGCCUAAGGUUCUUAAUAGCCGCUGCCCGAAUUCACUUCUUCAUAUGCUCCUGCAUUACAGAACCUGAGGCGUGUUUUCUAUGUACCAGAUUAAAACAGUUUUGUAAUUACCGGAGGUGUAAAUUGUACUUUCUUUUACAGCACAACUUUUUGAAUGGCUGACGAUCCAGCCAGGAUUGUACUGUAGCCAGUGUCAGCAUCUUACCUGUGUUCUGGUGCUGGUUGUCUUCAUGUUUCAUGUAAGUCAAUCUUACUUGAAAAUUUCUAGAUGGUUUUCUUUUUUUAACAAGAUGGCCACAUUUUUUCUCUAUAUUCUGACAGUAGUGCCCUGAUUUUAAAAAAUGCAGCACUCCUCUUGUUAUCCAGAAGCCAGGACUAGUUUUAUCUGGGGACUCAAAGGCAGCAGAGAGGCUUUUCCAUAUGUUUUUCAAAUGAAAGGAAGCAAAGCUCUUUAAAGGAUUAUGCUUAUUAUAGCUGGCAUUUCUGUUCUACUUGUGGCAAGACCUUAGAAUAACAUAAGCUAAAGAUCUCUCAUUGGAGUAUAGCCUUCGGUGCCCAUUUUAGGGUUUCUGUUCUGGUAUUCAUGUCUACAUCAGCUCAUUGCAAUGCAGAAAUGGUGUAAGUACUGGAGAUGAGCAUGUAACGAGACCAAUGUUCUAUAAGCAAAAAUCUCUACCUGGGCUCCUGGACAAGGCCUGGAGAAUGUGCUGCUCUUCACGUUUAUUUUAUGAUUCCGGGGGUGAAACAGGUGAUUUCCUCAAUGGCUUAAAGAAACCCCAAGAAAAAUGCAAAUUGACUUAACUAUUAGGAAAGAUGGGUUGACAUCUGGGAACAGCUUGAUUAUCUGCUCAUAUUUUAGUUGAAGGGCUGGGAGGAAUAGAACUGUUCUUACCAUUUUUUGCGCCUGUCUCUUAUCAACACAGAGUAAAACACAAGCUAAAAUGAAACGAAGCACUUUAAAGUUACCCUUUCCAGAGCAGUUUUUCACACGAACUUUCCUGAGUUUUGUACUCAGCCAAGUACCCUGACCCGGCCUGCAGGAUUUCCUUGGCUGCAGUGAAAUUUGUUUCCAAAAGCAAACAUCGUGUGGGGCAUAUAAAAGAAUGGAAUCUUUGGUUGAUAAGUUCUAAUAACAUCUUUUAUGUUGUAAUUAUGGUCUUUAAAUAGCAUUUUAUUGUGAUAUGUUGUAUUGCUAUAACUCUUUAUGGAAGUAAACUAAAAACAAAAGCAAAUCUUGUGAGGAGAGGCAAAAUUCAAGGAAGCUAAACAGAAAAAUGAAGCAGGUUUGCUGCUCCUUUCUAAAAAUAGUCUAUCUUACCGAAGACUCCAGUCAGUGCACAACAACGUUUCUCAGCAGUGGCCUCUGCAUUCUCAUUUUAAGCAGUUUUACAUUCCGUGGCCCCGCCCCCACCCUCUCCGUUUUCAUUUUAAUAAAAGACAAUAUGUGUAGGGCACAGGCUGCUGGCUUUUCAUUUGAAGGUGAACAAUGAUAUUGAUUUGAAUCAGUGACAUCUUAUCCUAAUUCUUUCCCCCCUUUUAAGUCCUAUGCCUCUUUUUCUGAACUGGAAAACAAAAUGUGACCAUUAUUGUAUAAACAGGUACCUAAGGCAUUCAUUUUUCUUUUUAAAUAACAAAAGGUAACCCAAGUUUUUUGCUUCUCUAUACCGUUCUUGCUGCUGAUAGCUUAUAACACAAAGUCCAUACUAAAUGGCAUGGUUCUGGAAACAUUUCUUCUUUCCAUUCCUUUCUUUAAACGUGAUCCAAGUUUUCAAGGUUAGCAGUAUCAGAAAAGAAAGGACUGUAAGAAGGCAGGUUCUUAGACCUGCUAGAGGUAUUUGUAAGAGCAAAACAAAGUUACCUGACUCUUCUGGUCCCAAGAAUGCAGCCUCGCAUGUUUGCCUUUUCAUGCCUAUGACCCCGAUUCUGUCGUGUCCGUGUUACUGGGGUGUCUUACUCUCGGAAAUGAUUAAUUUUUAACACCAGUGUCUUGUUGACAGCUUUGAUGUCACCUAGAGGAACACACCCCACUACACGAUGUACAUGUCUUACUGUUAGGUUCUAGGGCGUGUCUCUAGUUUUAUAGAUGACUUCUGUCGGCCAGGAUGCAGAUUUUGAGAGCUGUGUGUGUAUAUAUAUAUAUAUAAAAAUCAUGUUCAUAUUUUUCCUCAGUUGUCAAUUAAGUGCUUUUGUUUAAAAUAGUUUCUUUUGGAGGUGGGGUGAGGAUGUAUAUAAUUGAGGAAAAAGAGGUAUACGUACUUCAAAGUAUGUCACGUUUUUAUUAGGUCUCUGUACUGAAGGUUCAAUUUUUUUAUCAGUUCACUUUUCCCCUACUCUAUUAUUUGUGCAAAAAAAAUGUAUCUAGGAAACAUAGUUUAAAUAUUGUAUAUAAGUUAAUAAAAGUUAGUAAUGCUCAUUAUUUAAUAAAGUUUAUAAAGUACAAAGUGAA